AGGGUUUCUCAUGUGGUGAAGGUUCCUGGUGGAUGGUAGUUGAGCCACUGCAUUGCUCCUCCUCCAAGUGACAAUGAAAAAAAGUCAUAGUCGAGUCCCAUCUUUGGUAGCAUCAUCUCUCGGUAUUCAUAAAGAGUUGGUGGAACGGCCACUUGUCUUUGUCCUUCUUCUCCACCCAUUAUUGGCGUUGAAGAUGCUCCCUCUUCUUCCCGAUCAAAGUUGUCUUCGUCUAUGUUGUCCUUUUCUUCCAAGGCUUUCUUAAAGUUGCUGGGGCUUGAGGGUUCUUCUCCUCUUGAGAUAGAUGCUCCUUCCUUUGUCUUCAAGAUGGGUGAACUCGAAACUCCUCCUUCUCGAAGUAUCUCUUCCAUGAUCUUUAGGUUUUUAGUUUUUCUUCUGGUACUGGAUUCAUACGAAAAUCUAAAAAACAAAAAAGACUCUAUACUA
Molecule: messenger RNA, 444 nt
Organism: Linum tenue
Lineage: Eukaryota; Viridiplantae; Streptophyta; Magnoliopsida; Malpighiales; Linaceae
Source: the annotation of a GenBank genome assembly